CUUACUUUCAACAAGUAAACAACAAACCCACUCAACCCACUCAACAUGUUCAAGUUGGCUGUUCUUGCCGCCAUUCUGGCUGUCGCUACCGCCGCCCCUGGUGGUCUUACCGGCAUCGUUGCCGAUCAUGGAAUUGGACCGAUCACCGCUCCUCUGGUUGUCAGCCACGCGGCUCUGCCUGCUGCCCACGUUAUCGCUCAGCCCGUCGCCCCAAUCGUCCGUACCGCACCCAUCGUCACCAAGACCGUGCUGACCGCCGCUCCCUUGCCCCUCCUUUCUCAUGGCUUGCACUAGGCGACAGAGCUGAUUCUAUCUUACUACCACCAAGUCACGACGAGACAGCCCCACCCCCUAGAAAAAACACAUACACACAUACACACGCCCCUUUGAUUCCUCUGAAAUUGUCCCCGCCCAAAAAACCAACCAAAAAAAAAAAAAAAAA
Messenger RNA from Habropoda laboriosa, 442 nucleotides. RefSeq lists its product as uncharacterized. The record is from RefSeq and is a predicted model, not a curated record. NCBI's taxonomy places the organism in Eukaryota, Metazoa, Arthropoda, Insecta, Hymenoptera, Apidae. Bases 46 to 294 code for a protein of 82 amino acids. The transcript is spliced from 2 exons.